This is a messenger RNA of Mizuhopecten yessoensis (Yesso scallop), 1238 nucleotides long. RefSeq lists its product as uncharacterized. The record is from RefSeq and is a predicted model, not a curated record. The transcript has 2 exons. The coding region runs from base 17 to 799 and encodes 260 amino acids. NCBI's taxonomy places the organism in Eukaryota, Metazoa, Mollusca, Bivalvia, Pectinida, Pectinidae.
UCUUGAAACAGUAGAGAUGAAUAACGUUGACCGUGGAUUAGUUACCAUGUUAACUCUGAGCAUCAUCAUAGCUGGAUUUGUACUGGAAAACAAGUUAUUACUGAUGCACCAUGACCACUUAUCUAUGCACAGCUCUACGCCAGAGCCAUCGAGUUCCACAUACAAAGAUUCAGCGCGGUUGCAACGGGUUGAAAAGGCAAUCAAUGUUAUUCUUACUCAACGGAACUGUCCGUCGUAUGUAAACUUGACAAAUGUAGCGGAUGCUUUGGUCGGAAAAUUAUCUGGUUUGUUUGAUACAACAUCGGUGAGAACUAUUUGUGAUGUACCUAAUGAUAAAAUUCCUAUUUUUAAUGAGGAACUGGAUGACUCCAAGAAUCAAGAUGACGACAGUUCGGAGACACUCAAUGAUUGGACAGUGAUACCGUGGUUAUGUUGGAUAGCAGUGUGGAUUUAUCGUCUCGCCUUGGCAUUUGUAUUAGGGCUUUGUGUAUUUUGCGGAUUACCAGAAACCUUCGAACAAAAAGAUGGUAAAGGCUUUUGUCAAAUAACGGUAUUCAUAGUUGUAUCAAGUGUUGGGUAUUUUCCAAACGUGCUGAUGGACGUGUGUGGUUCAUACUGCACGGCUUGGUACUUUCCACUGUGUAUAGGCUUAUCCCGUCUGUUAUGGAUUAUGUCUGUCUGCUUUGUUAAUACUGGUUUUGACAAGAUUGGAAUUAAGAUUGUCGCGUAUGUGGUUGUAUCUAUUGUGAGUAUAAUUGUGAUGUACAAUGGUUUUCAUCCAAUGAUGAUAAUGACUUGACGAAUCUCGCUCAUACAUCCCGUGCAUUGAUACAUUUGAUCUCUCAUUGAUACAAACAUUUUAUUUUGGUGUUAUGCAUUUGUUUCCUUUAGUUAUCGUGAGUUAAAUGAGUAUCUUGUUUUAAAACUAAUAUUUUAACAUUAUUGAUUACACGGAGUCACAUUUUUCACACCAACCUCAAUUUGAUUCGCUUUAACAUCCCUUACGUUCAGUUCUCAUACGCCUAGGAUAGCCUAGGUACGAAAACAUCUCCUUUCAGAAGUCUUUGACAUUUGAAAUGUCAGUUUUCAAACAUACUUUUACGAUAGAGAAAAUGGGGAUACAAUAAUUAAUGGAGGCCACUUGCGGACUUUUGCGAAUCUCGAGUUUUACUUUCCACCAUAAUGUACUAACAAUUAUGUCUAAUCUACCAAGUAAAAUGUAAUACAAAUCUUUUUCG